UCUCUGGAAAGCCCCCCUCUCCCUCUCCCUCGCUCCCUCGAGUCUCAAUCUUUCAAACACAGAAAACUCUCUAAAAUCCAAAAAACCAAAGCUUCUGAACCCUCUCUUUCUCUCUCUAGAAUUCCGAUAAACAAGAUUUAUGUGCCUUUUCUGGCUUGGAGAAAACAGAAUUCAAGAUGGCUGAUGAUACAUCAGUUGGUUCCAAAAGAAGAAUCACAGAGAUUGAAGAAGAAUCUCUCCUUCAACAACAACAAAAAGACCACUCUUGUUCUUUUUUCUCUACAUUCUCUCCUCAAGGAGACUCAAUUCUUUCACCUACAAAAGCAGUCCAAGAAGAAGCCAAUCAUCAAGACAAUCCAAGCCCAACGUCUUUCAAGAAGGUAAAGAGCUCUUGUUUAACUGAAUCUGAUACUAGUUUCCGAGAGAAACAAGGAGUGGGUUUUGAAGAAAAUGGAGUAAAGUUUGAUUUUUUGAAUGAAAAGAAUGUUGCUUUUUGUGGACUGGUUCCUGGGUCUUCUGAAAGUGGAGAGUUGGAUGAAAAGAUUGAGAGUUCUGGUGCGAAAGUGAAAGAAACUGAGAAUUCUGUGGAUGGUGGAUUAAAGAAAGGAGAGGUUGAAUGGAGUGUUGAUGAUGCGAAAGAAGUGAAAGAGAAGGGGAAAGAUUUUGUGGGAAGUGAAUGUUUUGAGGCUGAGAUGGGCUUGGGUACUGAUGAUAAUAAAGAGUCUGUGAAGGUGAAAGAAAGUGGAGGAGAAAGUUUAUUGGAAGCAAAGAAGCAGUUACUGGAAGAACUUGAAGUUGGUUCAAUCUUUAAGAACAAAACCAGUGUGGAUAACAAUGUUGAUGAUUUUGAUACUAAUGUGGGAGUCUCGGGAAGUCUCAAAGGAUUUGGUGAAUCUGUUAGACGUUCUUUGAAGUUUGAAUUGAUUGAUGAUACAGUGUUGAUUGAACCAGUUUCAGAGACCGAAACUGCUAAUGGUGGUGCUAAUGUUGCUGAGAGGAAUGGAAAGAAGAAUGGGAAACAGGGAACUGAUGGAAAGAAGGAGAAAAGGCCACGGAGAAGGGGAAAGGUUGCAACAAGGGGUUUGGAGACGAGUGAAGGGCAAAAGAAAGUGACCCAAGUUGGUGAAGCUCAAAAUAGAACAAUCCAUGUUGGUGAAAUUCGAGAUAGAUGUGCAACAGAUGGGGAUCAGAUGAAGAGGAAGUACUCGAGGGUGGAAAUGGAGGCCCUGAGGUUUGCAAAUAUUGUAGAACAGAGAAAAUUAUGGAGAGAUGUAUACACUGGACUUGGAUAUGAUGUCGUGGAGGGGUAUAAAGACUUGGCAAGUUCAAAGCAUCAGAAGAACGUUUGCUUGAACUUCAAUCCCCUGGAGCCUUUCGGAAGGAAGGAACCUGACAUUCUUGGGGAAGAAUCAUCUGAAAAUGUGGAUGAUGGAUUAGAAAACAUGGAAGGAGAUGGGGUGCAAAAUGUGGAUCUAUUGAAUCCUGCUUGCAGUAGCAGUAUUGAGGGUGAAGGUGCUGCUACACUUUUGGUGGAAGAGUAUGAUGAAGAAGAUGACAGUGACGAUGAUUAUGCUAGCAUACAGAGACCUGCUUUCGCUGUAGAAGGAGAACCAGAUUUUGAUUCUGGACCUCCAGAGGACGGAUUAGAAUACCUCAGGCGUGUCAGGUGGGAGGCUGCUCACAUUCCGAAAGUUAAAGUAGCCAAGCUUGAUAGGAGUAGAGUUAACAAAGAACAAACUGUUUAUAUGCCCCAGAUUCCUGACAUUGCCAAGUGCCCAGAAUAUUUACUCCCGUCAAGGCAGUGGGAGGAUGUGUUUCUUGCUGAUUUUUCAGAGCUGCGAUUGUUAUUCUCUCAAAAUGACGGUCCCAGCACUAAAAUUUCCCAUAAGAUGCAACCAGCAGCUAUUGUUCAUGGGAGUUGUUCCCCUCAGCUUUCUGAAAGCGUUAUUGUCGAAAAAUUCAAUAACCUUAGAACUGAUGAAGUCCAAUCCUAUAAACAGCCCGACACUUCCAGCUCUGAGAGCAUCAUUGAUCAGCUAUGCAUGGAGAAUCGUGAAGAUCGUAGAAGCUUAACACCUUCCCAGCAUCAAACUCCUGAAGCUUCGUCGAGUGAUGCUUUAUGCAACUACCCUACCUUACCGGUCAUUUUAGCUAUGGAUAGUGUUGCUCGAGUUUCCAUGCUGAGGCGGUGCAUAAAAUUGGCAGAAACUACAGACGCAUUGUCCAAGAAUGAUUGUGUGUGGCUGUUUGCCUUAUGUGCAGCAGUUGAUGCUCCAUUAGAUGCUGGCACGUGUGCUGCUCUUCGUGGUCUCCUCCGGAAAUGCGCUAGCUUGCGAGCUGGCAAAUCUGAACUUGAUGAUGAGGUUAUCAUGCUGAAUAUUCUUGCCACAAUUUCAGGCAGGUAUUUCGGUCAGUCUGAAAGCUGAAGCUUCUCAGUUCAACUAAACCAUGUCAAUUUGGAAAUGAUUUCCAUGUAUUGGGAAGAGUGUGAGUGUGUGUAUUGCAAACUUGCUCUUUAUAUUUUUUUUAUUAUCUAAUUCUCUAUCCGAGUUAUGCUCAAAUUUUGUAAAAUAUUAGCCCUGAAACUUUUAAAAGGACUGCCACAAGUUCUAAAAACAAUUUUUCUAUAAAUUAAUUUUGUUUGCAUA
Populus trichocarpa (black cottonwood) is the source of this 2648-nucleotide messenger RNA. RefSeq lists its product as uncharacterized. The transcript has 4 exons. Gene Ontology annotation, cellular component: SMN complex; nucleus. Bases 177 to 2426 code for a protein of 749 amino acids. Lineage: Eukaryota; Viridiplantae; Streptophyta; Magnoliopsida; Malpighiales; Salicaceae. Gene Ontology annotation, biological process: spliceosomal snRNP assembly. The record is from RefSeq and is a predicted model, not a curated record.